UCACGUGACCAGUCCCCUUGACGUCACGUGGCAAUAUGGCGGCUCCCUUCGAUGAACAGUUUUUUGUUUCUCUGGAACUUCUCCUAAAGUCGCCAUCGAAGGAUGCGCUGCGGGAGCUGUUCUCCCAGAGCUACCAGCAGGUGGCGCUAGAGGGCGGCCGGCUGGCCCAGCGCACGGCGGAGGACCUCGACAUCCCCUUCGCGCAGGCGCAGCAGCUGCUGCAGUGUCUGCACUCUCUCGCCCACCAUGUGGUAUUCCGCGGUCUGACCCGACCGCAGCAGAUCCAGGAUCUGUUCCCCGCCUCCUUCCAUGCCAGCCUCAAGAACCUGAUCACAAAGAUCCUCCUGGAGCUCAGCCCUGCUUGGCGCUCAGAGGCCAUCCAGACGCACAUCUCUCUCCCACAGUUGAAAGCGUUUGAUUGGAGGGUGGACAUGGUGACGUCAUCAGACUCCGUCAGCCGCAUGGCCGUACCAAGCUGUCUGCUGAGCCUGCAGCUGGGGGAGGACCGGGUGGUGGUGGAGUCGAGCCGUGAGACUCUGGACACAAUGCUGGACGGACUGGGACGCCUGAGGCAGCAGCUGGCCCUGGUGGCCGGGAAAUAACACAACUCUGGUGUCAACACGACAUGUAACACAACGCUGGUGUCAACACAACUCUGGUGGAGCACAACUCUGGUGUCAACACAUGUACCACAACUCUGGUGUCAACACGCAACUCUGGUGUUAACUGAACUCUGGCGUCACCACAACAAGUAACAACUCUGCUGUCAACACAACUCUGGUGUCAACACAUGUACCACAACAGUUAACGGUUGUACAUUAUACAUCUAUAACUGCUCUAUAUUAUAUAUUCCUAUGUCUGUACCUGUUCUAUAAUAUCUAUCUCCGUCUUUGUUAGAAUUUCCAUAGUAACGAGAUAUUUGUGGAGCUGGUUUUUGUUCAUUGUCACAUUUCUAAUAAAGCGUAACUUUACAUUU
Messenger RNA from Gadus morhua (Atlantic cod), 976 nucleotides. It is a transcript of the gene commd9, whose product is annotated as COMM domain containing 9. Bases 36 to 602 code for a protein of 188 amino acids. NCBI's taxonomy places the organism in Eukaryota, Metazoa, Chordata, Actinopteri, Gadiformes, Gadidae. The transcript is spliced from 6 exons. The record is from RefSeq and is a predicted model, not a curated record.